Messenger RNA from Pyrenophora tritici-repentis Pt-1C-BFP, 1560 nucleotides. RefSeq names its product HemY, Protoporphyrinogen oxidase. NCBI's taxonomy places the organism in Eukaryota, Fungi, Ascomycota, Dothideomycetes, Pleosporales, Pleosporaceae. Gene Ontology annotation, biological process: porphyrin-containing compound biosynthetic process. The record is from RefSeq and is a predicted model, not a curated record. Gene Ontology annotation, molecular function: nucleic acid binding; protoporphyrinogen oxidase activity, oxygen as acceptor.
AUGCGGUUCCAGAAUGCCUCACAGAAGACGUUGAAGACCGUUGCCGCACGCCCCGUGCUUGCCUCUCAAUCGCUGUUCACAUGCCGCCCGCUACUCGCAUUCAGACAUGGCCCCCGCCUCGUCUCGCAAUGUCGCUACCAUUCCACAGACCCUGAGCGGAUAGCCGUCCUUGGUGGAGGUAUCGCUGGUCUUAGUAGCGCGUAUUAUGUCGGCAAACAAUUUCCCAACAGCGAGAUUACGUUGUUUGAGGCGGGCAAUGACCCUGGGGGGUGGAUUAGGACGAGACGUGUUGAUGUCAAGGAUGCUGAAGGGAAGGAGGGGAGUGUAUUGUUUGAGCAGGGACCUAGGGCAUUGAGGCCUGCUCCUGCUACGGCGGCCUUGAUACAAGAACUUGGUCUCAUAAACGAUGUCACAUAUACCAAGCGCACUGAUCCCGGCGCCACGAACCGCUUCAUAUACUACCCCGACAAGCUCAACCGGCUCCCGUCCAAAAUGCCAAUUGAAAUUCCAAACUUGAUUUCUCUCUGGCGAUCGGGGCUGCUGGCCGGUUUCCUGGGCGUCAUCAAAGAGCCAUGGGAAAAGACGCGACCAGCGGGCCUUGUCGAUGAAACAGUUGGCUCCUUCAUCGCCCGCAGAAUGGACAAGCGGUUAGCAGACAACCUCAUCUCUGCAGGCUUCCACGGCAUCUACGCAGGCGACAUCUGGCAGCUCAGCGCAAGGACGUUGGCGGCGAAUCCGUGGAACCUGGAAAAUACAUUUGGCAGCGUUAUUGGCGGGUUUAUCAAAGUGCAGAAUGACGCCGUUGAGCCCCGGGGGAACUCGUUCGUGCAUGAGUGGGAUAGAAAUCUUAUGGCGAAUAUGAAGAAAGAGCUCGAGGUCGACGAGGGAUUUUGGUCGAAUCUGACAGAGAGUACGCAGUUUUCAUUGCGGAAUGGGUUGCAGCAGCUGGUCCGGGCGCUGGGGGAUGCGGUGGAGGAUCUGGGGAAUGUGAAGGUUAAAACUAUGGCGCCGAUUCAGAGCUUUAAACCGCUUUCUCAAGACGGCAAAUUAGGCGUUGAAAUUGUGUCUGGGCAAGAAGGCUCCACCUCAACAGAGUCUUUCGACCUCGCCAUCUCCACUCUCCGCGAAAAAGACCUCACCCCCUACGUCACAGUCAUGACCAUCAAUCUCUAUUACCCCAACCCCCACCUCCUCCCCGUCGAAGGCUUCGGCUACCUAAUCCCGCAAUCCGUGCCGUUUGAGCAAAACCCCGAGCGCGGCUUGGGUGUAAUCUUCGACUCGUCCGCCAUCAAAGGCCAAGACACCGUCUCGGGCACCAAACUCACCGUCAUGAUGGGCGGCCACUGGUGGGACGGCUGGGAAUCCUACCCGACCGAAGAAGAAGGUCUCGACAUGGCAAAGAGCCUGCUAGCCCGCCACCUCAACAUCACGGAUGAACCAACUGCGCAUUAUGUUAAUCUCGCAAAGGAUUGUAUACCGCAGUAUACGCUGGGUUAUCAGGAUCGUCUGGCGGGGUUUGCGGAAAGGAUGAGUGGCGAGUUUGGGGGGAGAGUACGAUAA